GUUCCGCGCGGCGUUCAGCGCGUUGGCGGCGCGGCGUGCGGCGCGUUUGACGUGUGAGCGGCGCGCCGGGGUAGAGAGCAGCAAAACAGUCCGAAAAUACUACGACGGCAAUGGCGGACGACGAGUUACCACCGGGAUGGGAGAAACGUCUCAGCAGAUCGACCGGUCAGCAUUAUUAUUUAAAUAUUUAUACCAAGGAAAGUCAGUGGGAUAGGCCAGAUAAACCAGCGGAUCCAAACAAGGAUGAACCUGACGAAGUGCAAUGCUCUCAUUUACUUGUCAAACAUUCAGGCUCUCGGCGACCCUCUUCCUGGCGAGAGGAAACCGUUACUAGGUCAAAGGACGAAGCUCUCGAGUUGGUGAAAUCUUAUAGAGAACAAAUCGCGUCUGGCAAAGCAUCGUUUGCGGAACUCGCCUCCAAGUACAGCGAUUGCAGUUCGGCAAAGCGCGGCGGUGACCUCGGACCUUUCAGUCGGGGAGCGAUGCAGAAACCCUUCGAGCAGGCAGCAUUCGCACUGAAGAUCGGCGAACUGUCGUUACCUGUGCACACAGAUAGCGGAGUUCACAUCAUCAAACGGACUGCAUAAGCCAGUUCAGCCUGAAACGAUUUGUCGAUACUUUGCGAGAAAUAUCUUUCUCUUUCUCUCUCUUUCUCUCUCAAUCUUACUGUUUAUAAAUUUAUGCCAAUGGUGUUCUCCCAACAUUCUAUACACUGACUGUUGUGGUAAACUUAUUUAAGUCAGCAUGUGAAUUUUAUGCUCAUUUUAACUUUCACAAUUUCAAAAGAUAUUAAAGCAUACUUUUUGUCUUCAGUGCUUUUUAUAAUGCAUAAUAAUAUAUAAUUCCGCUUUGCAAUAAGAUAAUAAAGUAAUGGUGCAAUUAUGAAAUUCAGGCAUCAUUAGCAUUUUAAAGACAGAAUUAAGUAUUGCAUAUGUAACAAUGUUAUCAUGUUAAAAGCGACAAUAUUACUACCAUCUCCUGAUAUUAGAAGACAUAAUAUUUCAGUACAUGUUCCUUGAAGAGUGUCGUUAUCGCGGAAUGUUUUAAUUGGAAUGAUUUAGUGAGUUAACAUUGAUGUAUUAAUACUGAUAGUUGACUAGUUUUCACACAUUACAUUCUAAAACAUGAAAGAAUCAGUUAGCAGCAAUAGCAUACCUGAAUAUGACGUAAGACUCCAAGCAAAAUUAAUUCAAGCGCAAAAAUGCCUUAUAGUCCCGUGGAAACAAAAUUUCUAAAACGUAUUUCUGUAACGUCUAGAAUGUGAUGCUUGAUAGAUACGAAAUUCAUGACGAAAGUAAAUCAACUAUCGGUGCUAAUAUAUUGCUAUUAAAUGUCUUCCCUGACGGAAGUUGAAAUAUUGACUGCACAAUAACACUACUGCAAUAAUUUUGUCUGUUACUGUAAUUAGGGCGAAAUCAAAAUUGUUAAAAACAUUUUAAUGUGGUAUAUUUUCAGUAAUUAAAUUAUAACACUGUAAUUGUAUAUUGAUUGGCCAACUUUAAUAAUGAUUUCUGUUUAUUGUAUCUUGUGCUAAGUGAUUUCUAUUUAAAUGAUAAGGAUUAAUUUGAUUAUAUAAUUGAUCAAUAAAAUAUUUUAUUCCAUGGCUGGAGAAAGGUUGCGAUUAGAUCAAAAGUAAAUUUCGUGCGAGUAAAUUUUUGCGCAAUUUUUUAAAUGUAUUGACAAAUCAUAUUAUGAUACGAUAUUUCUUUCGUUCAAACUUUAAAUAAGUUGUAUGAACUACGAAAUAUGAUAUAUUUACUUCUUGCUUGUCGUCCAUUUUCCAUCACUAUGUGAUAUUUUACAUAUUUAUAAUAUGAUAUGUACUUCAACAUUUCAAUAAGCAUUUCCAUUGCUUUGCCUCGCGUAGAAAAUUGUAGAUAUGUAUUCUCGAUAUAUAAUGUUGGGGGGAAGAGGAAUUACGAGUGGCUAUAAAUAUUACGGAUUGAAAGGAUAUAAAUCACAUUUCCGAAAACCACUACCUUCCAAUCCAAAAUUAAUAUGAGUUUGUUGUCGUUAAUGUAGUACGGUGGGGUCAAAUGCUCUUCUUCGAAUAAAUAAAUUAUAGACAGGAGGAUAAUAAAAUUAAGGAAAUAUUUUGAAGUGUUUUAUCUACACAUAUGUUUCCACACUCUGAAAGACGUGAAUCUUUUGGAGGUAGUUAAUUUUAAAAAUAGAUAAUUCAUAUGUAACCCUGUUACAUGUAACUUGUAUUACGGAAAAAUACAUUGUUUACGUUCGUGACGUAAAAUGUAUGAGACUAGCACAAAAUGUGAAUCGAUGCAAUUUCAGGAAAUCAGUUUUAACUUUCUUGUAUAAAGUAUAAGUUAAUACGUUACGUGUGAAUUCAAAAUACUCGCCGUUAUGGUUUCACAAAGUGAUUUGUAUUUAAGUGAACAUUAAAUGUACAUGUAGCAGAGGAAUUAUGUAUUUGUUGUAAAAACUCACUCUAGCAAGACUUUGUAACUCUGAAAUUUAUCUGUAAUUUUACACACUAGUACGACAGUUAGAUUUAUUUCAAUGACUUGUUUUUGUCUCUUUUUUUCUUUGCCGUCUUUGAUAUUUUUAAAUCACAAUACUGUUUAACUGAAUUGUAUAUACAUAAAAUACAAGUUACAAGAAAAUGCUUGCAUUUUGCUUUCGGAAGUAAGUAGUAGUUUUAAGGUAAGAUUUUCGUGCUCAAUUAAAAUUGUUGGAGUAUUUCCAAAUCGAUUUGAUUAUGGAAUAUUGUUUCUGAAAGAACCGACGUAUUUAUAUGCAUAAUAUAUGUAUGUCAUAGCGGCUCAUUUAGGUAGAAAUGCAAUUACAUGUAAUAUGAAGGUUUA
Vollenhovia emeryi is the source of this 2822-nucleotide messenger RNA. Its product is annotated as peptidyl-prolyl cis-trans isomerase NIMA-interacting 1-like. Gene Ontology annotation, cellular component: nucleus; cytosol. The record is from RefSeq and is a predicted model, not a curated record. Bases 111 to 587 code for a protein of 158 amino acids. The transcript has 3 exons. NCBI's taxonomy places the organism in Eukaryota, Metazoa, Arthropoda, Insecta, Hymenoptera, Formicidae. Gene Ontology annotation, molecular function: peptidyl-prolyl cis-trans isomerase activity; protein binding.